CUAGCAAUGAAAGUGAUGUGCAUAUUUUUUUCAUGUUUAAAGUGUUUUCAAUCGUAAAAAUUGUGAAUUUUCGUUCGGCUUUGACAUCUUGUGGAGCUGGCGGAUGAUUUUGCUCGCCGAGGGAGGAGAAUCACACUCCCCUUUUUCUAAUCAGAUUUUUUUUAUGCUUUUGUUGCUUUCCAUUCCUUUCUUAUUUUGUUUAUUUGUUUUCUUGUUUUCAUAAGAUAGCGUUUCGAUAGAAGUUUUCAAUCUCUUGCGGUUUGUGUAGUUCUUACGUGCAAGUGAAGUGGAUGAUCGUUUUUGGCCAAGAGCAAUAUUGGCAGUAGUCGAAUCAAUGAAACUCGAUUGUCCGAUUUUAUUCUCCUGUUCGGAAAAAGUAAAAAGUGGGUGUUCGUUGUGAAAGGAAUUUGUUAUUGAGUAAAAACAUCCUCAAUUUUAUUUAUUUCGAUACACCUAGAAAAACCAUCACUGUGAGCCAUUAUGAAAGGAUUUUCAACGCGACUGGUUGAAAAAAUUUUCGUCUAAAGCCAGAAUCGUAUGAAAGCGUAGAACGUCGUCAUCGUUCGAAUUGAUCACAACCGAUUGUGUGAAAGGUAAUCUAGCAGCGUUCGACUCCCCAUUCGUUCGUUCAUGAUUGAUGAAAGAGCAUUGCUGCUAUCAGCUGCCGAGACGACGACCGUGGAAAAUAGGAGUAAAAAAUCUCAUUUAUGAGUCACUGAUGCGUACGCGAUUAUCAGUGCCAGAGGAGGAAGCAACGUGAAAAUGUCGUCGGCGAGCAGAGAAAACGUCGACUUGGAGUGCUUCUUGGUCACGAAGCACUCGUGGAAGGGCAAAUACAAGCGGAUUUUCUCCAUCGGUUCCUGCGGAAUUUCGACCUACAAUCCGGAGAAGUUCGACCUUACCAAUCGAUGGCAGUACAACGAGAUAGUCAGCGUGUUGCCAAACAAGUCUGGAAAUACUUCCAAUGAGUUUGUGUUAAAUUUGCGAAAGGAUAAAAAGGUUGACACAGUAAGGCUUUCAUCAGAGUAUCGAAAUGAAAUUCUUACCUCACUGCUGAAGUUCUACAAGGAUUUUUCGGAGAAGCCAAAGCAUAUUCUGGAUGACGUAGAAUAUCCUACUGAGUCCUUUCAAAGUACAAGUUCCGCGUCUUUGAACUCUGCCGCCAAUUCCGGUUCAUUGGCUUCGUCCCCAUCGUGGGAAUCUAGUAUUAGGCUAAAUAGUUGGAUUAGGAUACUAGUGUCAACACUGCUACUGCAACCGAGCGUUAGCAAAUGCUUGCCGCACUAUGAGCCCGAGUCUCAAAAAUUUGAUGCCUUCAAGCAUCAUUGGUCGGGUACUACCUUGCCCGCCGUGUUGGAAGUAACUCCUAGUUCGCUGGACCAACUAGACCCGACUACCAACACAGUGCUGGCAAGCUACAACUACAAAGACAUCGAUAACAUCGUAGGUAUUCAGGACUACAAGGAUGGUAUUGUCAUUGCCUACGGGGGCCACAAGCGGUUGCACCUGUUUCGGGUGGCCAAUCACCACGAUGUGGUGCAGAUGAUAGUCAGCAAUGCCCAGCAGUAUUUGGGCAUCGAUGUAAAGGUUUCGAAAAAUCAAAUCACCCUGGAUCAGUUCGAACGGGAACGAUUCGGAGCGCUCAGUGGUGAUCAGCAUCAGACUUCGUUGUCGGAGUUUAUCGUUCAGAAAAUAACCCCGCGUCAUUCGGAGCCCAUGCGACGAAUACUGUGCCUAACGGAUACCACCAUUUUGGAGCGGGAUCCCCAAACGUAUAGUGUUUGCACGUUGAGACCGUUGAUCGAAAUCUUUGCACUCAUCCGCUGCGAUGAUAAUAUACAGAAGUUCUCUAUCGAAUAUAAGAACGGUCUCACCAGAUCCUACCUAACUAAUGAUCGGGACUCACUGCUGGCCACUCUACUGGAUGCGGUUCGGUCCUGUGGAAACCAAGAUGUGCAUGUACGAAUCUCCAAAACACCGCGAGGAAAACGGGUCGGUCCUCUGACAGCGUGCGUCGACGAAGAAACCGAAGCGAAUCUGCUGCGGUACAUCAUCAGUUGCUACCAAUAUCCAGUGAAGAGGUUCGAUGUGUUGGAGCGGUUCAACGCUAACAUUCCAUACAGUGGACUGAACUACAGUGUUACUCAGGAUAGUUUAUUUUCAGAGAAUAAAGAACGUUUGAUAACGGCAGCACUCCAAGCGCUAGUCGGCGGAGGAUCCAAAGAAGAUAUGAACCAGUUGAAUAAUGUUGAGCUCGAGGCGUCGUUUCAUGUCCUCCGACGUCUGUUGGCCAGUAAGGUGGGCUUUGCUGCGUUUACCAAUCAACAAGGUUUUCGUGAAUCCAUUGGCCUACGGGUUGUCCAUGCUCUCAAGAGGAACAACCUUGCUGUUACGUAUGCGGCUAUCGACAUGAUAAAUGCUCUCAUGCAUCCAAUGCAUACGGAAUACGAUCUGAAGCAGGAACAGUUGAACAAAUCUUCUCUGCUGCACUCGAAAAGCUUUCUGGAACAACUACUCGACAUGUGGACUAAACACGUCAACUUAGGAUCCGGAGCGUUGGUCCUGUCGGCCAUGUUGGAUUUCCUUACGUUCGCACUGUGUGUACCCUAUAGCGAAACGACAGAUGGCAAGCAGUUCGACAUGCUGCUUGAAAUGGUGGCAACACGUGGGCGUACGCUGUACAAAUUGUUCCAACAUCCUUCGCUUGCCAUUGUGAAGGGUAGCGGACUGGUGAUGAGGGCAUUAAUCGAGGAGGGUGAUACGACUAUUUCGAACCAAAUGCAAACCCUUGCCCUGGACGAAGCGGCUCUAUGUCACCAUCUGUUGGUCGCGCUGUACACUCCGGCGCAUGAUUCCACAAUGGCAACGCAUCGGCAGCUGUCCCGGCACUUGGUGGGACUGUGGAUAACGGACCAUAAGGAUGCUAUGUGUCUGCUGAGGAGAAUAUUUCCUGCAGGCUUGUUAUCGUUCCUUGAAAGUGAAGAUCCCGUACCAAAGGAAGAUGCCGAAGAGGAUAAACUAAACUUCCGUGACAACCUUAAACUAGCAGUGCAACAUUCCAGUAGAAACAAACGGCUAAAUUAUCUGAUAGAGAAACAUCUGGAAGGCAUCAAGCAUUGGGGUCUGAACUUGAUGGACCGGCAGGAAAAAGUUCAACAGACGAUGAAGAAUCGUCCGAUCGUUCUGAGGAAUCGACGACAGAAGAAGAAAAUUGGGGAUGAGAUCGUGAAUCUACCGCUGUUCUUCUACCAAUUCAACAAGAAUCAUGCGAUGCCCAACCUGAUUUGGAAUCACAAAACUCGAGAAGAGUUGCGAACUUCUUUGGAAAAUGAGAUCCGACAGUUCAACGCGGACAAAGACUUGGCUGGAAGUAUGCUGGUGGCAUGGAACUACGAAGAAUUCGAAGUUCACUACCAAUGUUUGGCUGACGAGAUCAAAAUAGGAGAUUAUUACAUCCGGUUGCUGUUGGAACGAGAUGAUUGGCCACAAAAUUUGGUUAAAAAUCCCAUUGAACUGUUCAACGCUCUCUACCGAAGGGUGUUGUGUCGAAACAGGCUGAAUGAUGAUCAGCUUACAGUCACAUCGCUUCAAGCGCUAGCCAAAGUUUACAAAAGGUAUUACGAGGAAAUAGGAUAUUUCAGCGAUAUGCCGUACAUCCUUCAAAUGUUGGAUCGGUGUUUAUCGCCAGCACUGAGGGACGCUUUGAUCAUUUUGAUUAAGAACCUGGUUCUUCACAAGUCCAACUGCCGUCCAUUGGUGGAUCAUGUCAAUUGUUUAGUGGACCUGGUAACCUUAGCACAUUUGCACACGGGUCGAGCUAUGCCCAACACCAAAACUAACGUUAUCGAGGCUGGCCCUAACAUGAAGAUGCACGAGGAGAAAGAUUGGUAUUAUAACGUGGAACGGGAGAACGAGAAACCGGAGCGUUGCGGACCGGUUACUUUUUCGGAACUGAAAGAGCUUUGGAACAAAGGUGUGCUCACGCCCAGAACCCGCUGCUGGGCUGUUGGCAUGGACGGAUGGCGCUCUCUGCAGCAGAUUCCCCAAUUGAAGUGGUGUUUGAUGGCCAAGGGCUCGCCACUGUUCAACGAAACGGAACUUGCUCAACAUGUUCUGGACAUACUGAUCAAAUGCACGAGCUUCUUCCCAAGUCGAGCGCGAGAUGGCGAAGCAGUGCUUAUUCCAGGACCUCGAUUGUCCCGAAAAUUAUCCGAAUUUAUCUGCCUACCGCACAUUGUUCAAGUUUGCUUGACCCAUGACCCUGGUCUGUUGGAACGAGUAGCCACUUUGCUAUGCCAGAUAAUGGAAGAUAAUCCAGAAAUGUCCAAAGUUUAUCUUACUGGAGUGUUCUAUUUCAUGCUCAUGUAUACCGGCAGCAAUAUAUUGCCCAUCGCUAGGUUCCUUAAGAUGACUCACAUGAAGCAGGCAUUUCGCAGCGAAGAAACCACCUCUCAGUCAGGCAUCAUGCACCGCAGUAUUCUAGGCCAGCUUUUGCCUGAAGCAAUGGUGUGCUUUCUAGAAAACCACAGCUCUGAAAAGUUUGCCGAAACGUUCCUGGGAGAGUUCGACACGCCGGAAGUUAUCUGGAGCUCGGAAAUGCGAAGAAUGCUCAUCGAAAAGAUUUCUGCCCACAUUGCCGAUUUCACACCAAAGCUGAAAGGUCACACCAUGGCCCGGUAUCCGUACCUGGCGAUCCCAGUCAUCAGCUAUCCCCAGUUGGAGAACGAAUUGUUUUGUCAUAUAUUCUACUUGCGACAUCUGUGUGACAUUCGCAAGUUUCCUAAUUGGCCAAUUCCUGAUCCGGUUCAACUGUUGAAGCACACUUUGGAUGCCUGGCGGAAGGAAGUGGAGAAAAAGCCAUCUCAGAUGACCGUUACGCAGGCGUACGAGGACCUGGGAAUUGAUUUGGCGAAAUUUCCACAACCGGACGAGUCCGUCAUUCGCAAGAGUUACUAUCGAUUGGCCCAGAUGUACCAUCCCGAUAAGAAUCCGAAAGGAAGGGAAAUUUUCGAACGCGUCAAUCGAGCCUACGAGUUUCUGUGUUCACGACGGGGUAACACGGAUGGGCCCAACCCGAGCAACAUUGUGUUGAUUCUGCGAGCGCAAAGCAUUCUCUUCGACCGGUACGCGGAUGUCCUACAACCGUACAAAUAUGCCGGCUAUCCGCAACUCAUCAAAACAAUUCGUCUGGAAACGAAAGAUGAACAGCUGUUCUCUAAAACGGUUCCGUUGCUUAGCGCUGCUUCCGAGCUGUGCUACCACACGGUUCAUUGCUCUGCACUGAAUGCGGAAGAACUGCGACGGGAAGAGGGCAUAGAAGCACUGCUGGAAGCAUAUUCUCGAUGUGUCUCUAUCAUGGGAGCUGACUCACAGCGGGAUUCGCUGCACUAUGAAGUGAUAUCGAACAUCACCCGGUGCUUCGAAGUGGCUUGUAGUUUUGAAAACUGUCGGAAGAAGAUCUUAGAGUUGCCACAGUUGAUCGUGGAUGUUUGCAGAGUGGUCUACUUCAAGCAUUCGCUUUCAGUUAGUCUGGUGACCAGUUUGGCUGCCAACAACUACGACUUACAGUGUAAUCUAGUGCGAAAUGGGGUAUUGUGGUCUCUUAUGAUUUUUAUGUUCGACUAUGACUAUACGCUGGACGAAAGUGGUGUAUCGACAGAAGAGCAAUCGAACAAUCAGCAAGUUUCGAACAAUCUAGCGAAACUGUCUCUGUUGGCUUGUGUUGCUCUUGCCGGAUAUCAAAUGACCCUUAUCGAUGAUCCUAAACAAGCUGUUACGAAGUCAACGCCCAAAUCGAAUCCCACCUCUCGAAGUGAUUCCCCUCAACAGCCGGCCGCCAUCAGGAGCAACUCGCUCACACAGUCACAAACGUACUCCCAAAAUGCCUCAAAUCUUAUUCAGAACAAUUCAAACUUGAUACAGACAGCUGCCAUCAUGGAUCGCACGUUGCAAGACAAACCCGAAACUCAGGCGUCAGAUGCUUCCUCCGUCGAGCUGUCCGAGUGUGAGAAAGGCUUGAGCAACAAGAAGUAUAAGAUAUCGGCCACCGCACCCGCCAACACCGUGGUCAAGAAAAUGCUAGAUCAACUGCUGACAGCGUUUGUGGCGAACAAGAUGGUUUCCGAUAAAGAAACGGAGGUGCUGAAGCUUCUCAAUUCAAACACCAGGAAUCCGUAUCUCAUCUGGGACAACGGAACGCGUGCACAGCUGAUGGAUUUCUUGGAGUUCCAGCGAACCAAUGCAUCCAAAGAGCAGUAUGAGGACGUGGCCGAUAUUCAUGAAAUCGUGAAGGGAUUUUCAUUUGACGCUCACAGGGACGAGCUGAAAAUCGGAGGCAUUUUCAUCCGAAUCUACAACGAAAUGCCAACGUUCCCAAUCAUCAAUCCGAAAACGUUCGUAAUCGAUCUGCUGGAGUUCCUCAAACAGGCUUACAAUCACCUAACCGCCAAAAACGUCAAACCACUGCCACCGCCGCCAAGUGGCAACACCGUCAACAGCCAAGGUAUUCUCAUUCCCACUAAAACAUGGAAACCUCUUGUUCCGACCAAAAGCAACCCAGUGAACAGUAAUAUCAUCAACAAUAAUACAAAUACAGGUGGUCCCCAGCAGAAGCAACCGGACAUCAACGCCGUACUGAGCGAGUACAGUCGCGCAAGACAACGAAAUCAUUUGACCACUUCCGGAUCGGCUUCCGUGGAUGACACUUCGAAAACGUACGAUUUCGCUUCGAACCCGAAUGCGAUCAAUCACAUAGUGAUGGCGAUGAAGGCCCUCAUCUCUGUCAUCAAAUCGAACACCAAUGUAGAGAUUCAGUGCAUCGGACACUUCGAAAUGUUGUUCGGGUUCCUGUCGUCCAGCUUGUGCGAUCGGGAUAAAAUCCUGAAAACGCUGGCGCUGGAAAUCGUGUGUCUAGUGUCUCGCAACAAGGAAUGUGUCACUGAAAUCUCAGCCUGCGAAAUAUUUGGUCUCUAUUUGAUUGCCUUGAAGGAUAAGGACCUACGCGACAUGCAACUGAAAGUGCUGGAAACGCUUUCAGGGCUGCUCAACGUUCCCAAAAUGAUCAAAGAGGGGCAUUCUAAAGGCGCUGUAAUAUAUUUGCUAGAUCUGUUUUGCAAUUCGAACAAUCCGCAGAUACGGGAAUGUUGUGCGGAAUUACUAUCAAAGAUGAACGCCGACAAACUCAGCGGACCAAAGAUUCGCAUUACGGUUUGUAAAUAUUUACCAUCAGUAUUCUUGGACGCUAUGAUCGAUUCCCCAUCGGUGGCUGUUCAAAUGUUUGAAUCUACUCAUGAGCAUCCGGAGCUAAUCUGGAAUGAUCGAAUACGAAGUAGCGUAUCGGAUGCAGUGCAUGACAGUGCCGAUAGUUUCUUCGCCCAGCAGAAGCAAAACCCGAAAACUAUUUGGCGGGAUCCGGAGGUUUUGCCAGAUAUCUGUUCCAGUGAGCUGGUCGUUUCCGGCGUUUAUCUAAGACUGUACAUUUCCAAUCCGGGAUGGACCUUACGCAAACCAAAGCAAUUCCUUGCCGAUUUGUUGGAUUUCAUAGUGGACAACAUCAGUCGGAACGGUGUUGAUAAGAAUAUACUGGAUAUCUCAACGACUGCACUGGUCCUGCUGCUAAAUGCACAACCAAACCUUGCCGAUUCGGUACCAGUGUUGGGUCAUAUACCCAAAUUCUUCCGUCAAUUAUCUGUUCAACCAAAAAGCGCGCUCACCGUACUGCAUCAGUUGUCACUUUCAGAGAUUUGCGUGAGUGCCAUUUCACAGACGGAUUGUAUUCUAGCGUUGAAGUCGUGCAUGGAAAGUCACCGGGAACUGGUUGCUACAUCGUGUGAGACAUUGAGUAGACUAUUCAAGUGUCAGCAUGACUCCCUCAUACGUCAAUCACUGGAGUGUCAACUGAUUCCCUAUUUGUUGGGUUUACUGGAGAGCCGCAUUGAAGCCACCACAAACCCGGCAAUGGUUAAGGCCCAAAUUGUGGCCGCCCUCAAAGCCAUGACAUCAAACCUGACCUACGGCGAUCGAGUGGCACACAUACUGAAUCAGAACCCAGUUUGGGCAGAGUAUCGGGACCAGAAGCACGAUCUGUUCAUCACCGACACCAACGUUAGGGGCUAUCUUACAGGAGCUCCCAACACUACCGCUGGGUAUCUGACCCAGGGGCCAGCCAAGAACGUCGAAGUGCUGACUUCACCACCGCCGAUUGAUCGGGACGACCCACUGUUUUCGCGUAGUACCAGCAACGAUUCGUAAGUAUCACACAGACAAGACUCAAUGCUAUUCCACACAUCCUGUGCUGCUAGCAGAAAUUUUGGCAGAACAAGUAGUCGUAAUAUUUCCCACUCACGUAAACAACAAAACUUUGAACCAGGGUCGCCAUUUCGUCUAAAUAGUUUAUAAAAUCUUGUAAAUGAACUGAUAAACAUAAUGGCUAGUUAGCAUUCGAAAGAGGAGUACUAAAAUGAUCUAAUAGUGACGUAGCAUUAUUCAUCGGUUAAUGAAAGUAAUGACGUGUAAUAUAUCACCAUCAGAAAAUAGCUUAUAAAGUUUAACUGCAAACUCUAUACAUAAGAUAAUGGAUUUUUAUUAUAUUGUGAUAUUUUUAAAAUGUAAUUUAUAUAUUGAAGUCACAAUAACUUCGCAAGGAAUAAAAAGAACUAUAAACUAGA
Molecule: messenger RNA, 8666 nt
Organism: Aedes albopictus (Asian tiger mosquito)
Lineage: Eukaryota; Metazoa; Arthropoda; Insecta; Diptera; Culicidae
Gene: Rme-8
Product: dnaJ homolog subfamily C member 13
Exons: 17
Coding region: 763-8250 (2495 amino acids)
Biological process (GO): receptor-mediated endocytosis; endosome organization; regulation of early endosome to late endosome transport
Cellular component (GO): endosome membrane
Source: RefSeq, a predicted model, not a curated record